Molecule: messenger RNA, 564 nt
Organism: Dermacentor silvarum
Lineage: Eukaryota; Metazoa; Arthropoda; Arachnida; Ixodida; Ixodidae
Product: derlin-1
Exons: 7
Coding region: 1-564 (187 amino acids)
Biological process (GO): endoplasmic reticulum unfolded protein response
Cellular component (GO): Hrd1p ubiquitin ligase ERAD-L complex; endoplasmic reticulum membrane
Molecular function (GO): ubiquitin-specific protease binding; misfolded protein binding
Source: RefSeq, a predicted model, not a curated record
AUGACCGUAAUAACAGAUGUCACGGACUGGUUCCUCAGUUUGCCCGUCGUCACACGCUGCUGGUUCGGCUUGUCCGUGCUGUUCCCCACCCUCAGCCGUUUUGGACUGGUCGGGCCUCAGUAUUUAGUGCUCACUUACGACGACUUCGUCAAAGGCUUUCAGAUAUGGCGGCCAGUCACAGCCAUGUUCUGCUACCCAAUGGAUUUACACUACCUGGAAAACCUUUACAUCCUCUGCACAUACUCCACACGCCUGGAAUCAGGUCAAUUUGGUGGACACCCGGCAAAUUACCUCUUCAUGCUGCUUUUCAACUGGAUCUGCAUAGUUAUUGUCGCCCUCUUCUUAGACCUCAUGCUGCUCAUGGACCCCUUGGUGCUGAGUGUCCUCUACGUCUGGUGUCAGCUCCACGAGAACGUCAUCGUCAACUUCGGGUUUGGCACUCAAUUCAGGGCCAUCUACAUUCCUUGGGUCCUGCUUGUGUUUAACAUGGUGAUCAGUGGUGGGGGCCUGUAUGAGCUCAUCGGCAUCAUGGUGGGGCACCUCGCAUUUCUCCUGUUCACGUAA